CGUGCUCGUGCUGGUGGAGAAUACUUCCUGCAGAGCAUCGUGCGCGUAUCUAUCGGGAUUAUCCGUGUUCGCCGUUGUUCGCGGUCGCCCGUGUGUGGUGCGGGAGAGCGAGAGCGAGAGAGAGAGGGAGAGCCGUGGUGACGUUCGAACGACGAGAGUCCCCAAGGCGAGUCGAUCGGCGACUCACGCGAUUCUCGACGUGCGUGGCGAGGAGGAGGAAGUGGAGGACAACGACGACGACGUGCCCCCGACGACGAGUGUCGACGAGUAGCAACGAGUGUCGACGAGAGCCGCCGCGCCGGACGUGUUCCCGUCUCUCGUGUCGUACGCAGGAGGUGUCGAUUCGGAAGUACCGACCGUCAGCGAACUAACCAACCAACCUGAACCACAGUCAUGGCUGCGAUGUCCGUGAUCGGAAUCGACUUUGGGAACGAGAGCUGUUACGUGGCCGUGGCCCGUGCCGGUGGCAUCGAGACCAUCGCCAACGACUACAGUCUUCGCAGUACUCCAUCAUGUGUGGCAUUCAGUGGAAAAAACCGGAUACUCGGGGUGGCAGCUAAGAACCAAAUGGUGACUAAUGUGAAAAAUACCAUUCAUGGUUUCAAAAGAUUAUUAGGUAGAAAAUAUAAUGAUCCACAAGUCCAGAGCGAAUUGCGAUCUCUUCCAUUUCGAAUAACUCCACAAGCGGAUGGAAGCAUUGGUAUACAUGUACAAUAUUUGGAAGAAGAACACGUCUUUUCGCCGGAGCAAAUUACUGCUAUGCUCUUCACAAAAUUGAAAGAUAUUUCCGAAACAGCGUUACAAACUGCUGUUAAUGAUUGUGUCAUAUCAGUUCCUUCGUACUUUACCCAAACUGAACGUCAGGCUCUGCUUGACGCCGCUAAGAUUGCAGGCCUUAACGUUCUAAGAUUAUUUAAUGAAACUACUGCGACUGCUCUAUGUUAUGGUAUUUAUAAGCAAGAUUUGCCGGCGCCAGAGGCGCCUCCUAGAAACAUUGUUUUUGUGGAUUGUGGCAACGCCAGCUUGCAAGUGAGCGUCUGUGCCUUUCAUAAAGGCAAAGUUAAGAUGUUAGCAAGUGCUGCUGAUAGUCAAUUGGGUGGAAGAGAUAUCGAUGUUAUUUUGACGGAACACUUCUGUAAGGACUUUAAAACACGAUACAACAUCGACGCACGUACCAAUCCGCGGGCGUACUUAAGAUUACUAGCAGAAACAGAGAAACUGAAGAAACAAAUGUCUGCUAAUUCAACUUCCCUGCCUUUAAAUAUCGAGUGCUUUAUGGAGGAGAAGGAUGUCCACGGCGAUAUGAAGCGUAGCGAUAUGGAAGCGCUAUGUGCUCAUCUAUUUGAUCGAGUUGAAAAAACUCUUAAACAAUGUUUGUCGGAUUCGAAAUUGAAGCUAGAGGACAUUCAUGCAGUUGAACUGGCGGGAGGAUCGAGCCGCGUUCCCGCUAUCAAACGUUUGGUGGAGGAAGUUUUCGGUCGACCGACAUCGACGACGCUGAAUCAAGACGAAGCGGUUGCUCGUGGCUGCGCAUUACAAUGCGCUAUGUUGAGCCCUGCCGUGCGUGUCCGUGAUUUUUCCGUUACAGACAUACAACCUUAUCCCUUGAAACUGACGUGGGAUGCUACUCAAGGCGAAGAAGGCGAAAUGGAAGUAUUCGGGCAUAAUCAUCCUGUGCCAUUCUCAAAAAUGUUGACAUUCUAUCGUACAAGUCCAUUUACAUUAACUGCUAGUUACAGCGUGCCACCUUCAUGUUAUCCUCAAACAUAUAUUGGAACGUUCACGAUAAAGAAUGUAAAGGCUACGCCGGAAGGUGAAUCGGCAAAAGUCAAGGUGAAGGUAAGAGUGAAUUUGAAUGGUAUUUUAACCAUUGCGUCGGCUUCGCUUAUUGAAAAACGCGAGCCAACUCAACAAGAGAAAGAAGAAGAAGAGGCCCAGCAACAGCAGCAACAACAGCAACAGAAUAACAUGGAUGUUGAUUCGCAAGCGACAGAUAAAAAAGAUAAACCUGAUCAAGAUGCACAGGCUAACGAACCGCCAGCUCCAGAGGUGAGCAUGGAUAAGACAAGACGAAACUCAGAUGCUGACGAUGAUGGAAAAGGUGCUGGGGGCUCUGCCCCUUCCUACUCCUCCAGGAUUCUCUCUUGGUUCAGCUCGGGAGAUGAUAAGGGCGAUGAUAAAAGUAGGAAAAAAGUUCCAAUUCGUACAAUCGAUUUACCCAUCGAAGCUAAUGUUUGCGGACUAUCUCAACGAGAUCUCGAUGCUGCAGUAGAAAAAGAAGGCAAAAUGGUUGCUGAAGAUAAACAGGAAAAAGAACGAGUUGACGCGCGUAAUGCCUUGGAAGAGUAUGUUUAUGAUCUGCGUGCUAAAUUAUCUGACGAAGAUGAAUUAGCUACGUUCAUUACAGAAACUGAUAAAGAACAGCUAUGUAAUACAUUAGAUGAUACUGAAAAUUGGCUCUAUGAAGAAGGAGAAGAUUGUCAACGACAGAUUUACUCGGAGCGACUAACGCGCUUGAAGUCUCAAGGGGAACCAAUAAAGGAAAGGAAAUCAGAAUUUGAAGGGAGAUCUGUUGCAUUGGAAGAAUUAGGAGUGGCAUUACAAUUGGCUAAAAAAGGCCUGGAUCAAAUAAAAACAUCGAGUGGAAAGGAUGACAAAUAUUCUCAUUUAACGGAGGAAGAAAUAAAAAUAGUUGAGAAAACUGUGCAAGAGAAAUGGACAUGGCUGGAGGAGAAACGUAUUCUGCUUGCGAGCACGCUUCGCACCCAACAACCGCCGGUUACCGUGGCGCAAAUUCGGGCCGAGAAACUAUCAAUGGACAGCGUGGUACUACCUAUUCUUAACAAGCCUAAACCUAAAGCGGAACCGCCAAAAGAGGAUAAACCAAAAGACAAGUCUGCCGAUGAACAAAAGAAUAAUCAAAAUGCGCAAGGCAACAGCCACAGUCAAUCUAAUCAGCAGCAGCAGCAAACGGAGGAAGAAAAAAUGGAUGUUGAGUAACGGUCAUCGCAACUUAUGUGUUUUUAAUAAUAUUGAAUCUACAUAAAUUAAAAGAGGGAAUAUUUCAUUUGGAUACAUCAUGUUUAUUAUGUCUCGAAAGCGCCUGAUAUGUUGUGUAGUCUGAUUGCACAUUGAUAAAAAAAGAUUUGAUUCAAAUAAAAAUGUUAUUAGUCAAAUAACUAUUCAAUAACAAUUCAACUUAUUUACGUCACACAAGUAAAUAUUGUUUGUAGUACAUAUUAUUGAUUCGAUAUAAAAUAGUUAUUUGAAUAGUACUAAUAACAUAUUUAAUUGAAUCAAUAAUUUCUUUUCAGUGCACGAUUGUUUUUUCGUUUCCAUUUUUUUUCUUUUUUUUCUGUAACAUCUAUUAAUCUGGUGAAUUAAUCUAUUUAAUGACAUAUAUACUAUCAUGAGCAUAAAAGUAUCACGCAAAAACUAAAGAAAUGGUUUAAAUUCGUGAAACUUUUAGAAUAUGCGAAAGACAUCCUUCUUUUGCUUGAAAACAAUUCAUUCGUGAUAUGUUAUUACAAAUAUAAUUGUAAUUUGGACAAAUUGGAGACACGAUUGAAUUAUUAAAGUUUCUAUACAUAAAAGAAAUCUUUCAGGUUUUCUUGUAAAGUUUAACACUUUUAAAUGCACAUAAAUCUAAACUACACAGAAUAGAUUUUUGAAAAGGAUUCUGAAAACUAUUGCCAGUAUAAAGAAUAGGUUGCGACUUUUAAUGUAUAGAAUGAGUGCUAAGUUAGAUCUAAUUGACCAAAUUAAAUUGUGACUAGAUAAUAUUGCUGGCAUCUUAUGUAUUUAAUAAAACAAUUGUUCAUUCCAACAUUUUCUCAUAAUUGACAGCAAAUAUUCUGUCACAAAUUUUUAUUGUUGCAUUUACGAUACUUAAAUAAAUUAAUGGUUCGCUAAUUAACAUUGUGCUAAGUCUGUUUUAAUUUUGGAAUUAACAUCUGCAAAGAUGUUACAAGAAUUUAUUGCAAUUUCUUUUUCUUUUUUUGUUCAUUUAAGUUUCAAUUGAACUUUAAUCAUUGGUUUUAGUGCAAAAAUCCCCUUCUAGAAAAUUGCAAUUCAACUAGAUAUAUCAUUGUACAUAUACAACUUAGGCAUCUACACAACGAUAGAAUAUUUCUUUAUCUCUCAUGAUAUUUAUAUUACUAUGUUAUUUCGCAACACAUAGAAAAUUCAUUAUAGUGGAAAAUUUAGUUGUUCCUAGAAUAUGCAAGAUAGCGGUCCAUAUUUCAUUCUUGCGUCUAACUUUGUUCUCGUCGUUUUUGUUUAGAAGUUAAGAGUCGCAAUUACAUAUGUAUAGUAUAGUUAUUAGUGAGAUGUAAAAAAUAUGAACGUUAAAAAUUUUGCUUUUUUGAAUGAUAAAAGUUUCCACAUAUAA
Solenopsis invicta (red fire ant) is the source of this 4390-nucleotide messenger RNA. It is a transcript of the gene Hsc70Cb, whose product is annotated as 97 kDa heat shock protein. Gene Ontology annotation, cellular component: cytosol; nucleus. Gene Ontology annotation, biological process: protein folding. The transcript is spliced from 12 exons. Bases 394 to 3000 code for a protein of 868 amino acids. NCBI's taxonomy places the organism in Eukaryota, Metazoa, Arthropoda, Insecta, Hymenoptera, Formicidae. Gene Ontology annotation, molecular function: ATP-dependent protein folding chaperone; ATP binding. The record is from RefSeq and is a predicted model, not a curated record.